This is a messenger RNA of Hymenoscyphus albidus, 1281 nucleotides long. Lineage: Eukaryota; Fungi; Ascomycota; Leotiomycetes; Helotiales; Helotiaceae. The record is from the annotation of a GenBank genome assembly.
AUGUCAUCUACCACCCACCCAACCUUCAACAACACCCACCAAGCCCCCGAGUACUUCACCUGCAGAAGCCAACUAGGCGCCCGCAAGAAAACGACCACGCAAUGGCUCACCAAAACCCAUGCCUACAGCCAUCCCGACCAGGUCCCGGGUUUCAGAGUAGCCUUCUUCCCAACCAGGAACCCGAAUCCCUCGUCUCGAUGCUUCGAUGUGCUUCAAUCUAAUCCGCAAAGGGAGAUUUGCUCAGAGUAUGAGCAGAAUCUUUGGAUGGGUGAGCAGAUUCGUGUAGCGAAGGAGUGGAAGAGACAUCGGCUUUUGGAUUAUCUGGUCUCUACAAGUACUUCUUCUACGAGAAGCAUGACAGCUUUCAGGGAAGCGAGUCAAGAGCAGGUUGUCACUUCAUUUUCGUUUUCAUUUUCAUUUUCAUUCCCGAUCAGCAAGAAGAAAUGUGAAGCUUGUGCACAUGAGAGACGGGCAAAGUCCGAGAAGACUCUUGCUAUGUUGCAACAAAACUGUCCAAAUGGCUGGCGCGCAGCACCCGGCUGUCCACGAACCCAGUCUAAAUUCAAUCAACGCCGAGAAUUUAUUCAUGGAAAUCCUGAUACGAAACGUUUACUUGAACGUCGCGCCAGAUGUGAGAAGAAUCUUGAGACGUUGGCAGAGCGAUACCCUAAUGGCUGGAAAGUGGCACCUGGCUGUCCCGAGGAUAGACCUGAAGAGUGUACGACAGAUGAGCCAUUGGUGUAUUCAAAGAAUCCUUUUGCCUGUUUGUCUUUGGACGAUGAUGUGUCCGAUGAGGAGGACGAAGAUGAGGAGGAAUUGCCGACCCUUAAGCCGAUGGUGUAUGCACGAAACCGGUUCGCGGUUUUGUUGAUGGAUGAUGAUAUGUCUGGUAAUGGUCAAGAAAUGGAGGAGGAGGACGAUGAUAGAAGUUGGGUCAUUUUAUCAAAUGGAGGUGUUGAUGUUUUCUUCAGAACAAGCCGGGAGGAUAAUGAUGAGGGUUCUGAUAUGAGUUCCAGUAUGACCUCCAGCAUGAACUCCAGUACGAGCCCCAGUAUGAACUCCAGUUUAAACUCCAGCGCGGGUUCCAAUAUGACGGAAUACUCAGCAUCAGAGUAUUCUCUUCCCCAAGACGAGCAUGAGAAAGACGACAACAGACCCGAUCACCCACCAACGACCGUCGACGCUCUUUUGGAAGCUAUCUUACCGCUCCUGGAAAAUAGUGACGACUACGAGAAUGCAUGUCUUGAGGACGAGGACGAGGACGAGGAGGAAGAGCAAUAA